Trichomonas vaginalis G3 is the source of this 396-nucleotide messenger RNA. RefSeq lists its product as uncharacterized. Lineage: Eukaryota; Parabasalia; Trichomonadida; Trichomonadidae. The transcript has a single exon. The coding region runs from base 1 to 396 and encodes 131 amino acids. The record is from RefSeq and is a predicted model, not a curated record.
AUGUUUCUUUUCUUUUUCAGCUUGUUAAGCAGUGUACAUUGUGAAGAAGAAGUUGAAAAUAAGCCGCCAUUUAAGCUUCCGUUGUCACCUGAAGAACACAUGCAAAAAAUGAAUCAAAUGAAAGAAAAAAUUGAAAAUUAUCGAUCUCAAAAACGUAAAUUAAUCGAAGAAUUAGAAGAAGUAAGAGACAAAAUUCAUAAAGCAAAGCAAGAUGGAGCUGAUUUUGCCGAAUUAGAAAAAGAACAAAAAGAAGUUCGUCAAAAAAUCAUUGAUUUAGAUUCAGAAUUUCGUCAAACAAGAUCAAAAAUCUUCAGAGAUGAUUUAUCAUAUGACAAACAAAUACAUAAUAGAGUCGACCCUCAAGUUGUUGCGAGUAAAGAAGAGAAAUCGUUUUAA